AUGGCAAACGCCACGGAAGUCGACGUGCUCAACGCCUCCGCCGCCAGCAGCAGCAGCAGCAGCAGCACCACCACCACCACCACCACCACCACCACGCCCCUCCAGGACGUCGACUUCCUGCUCCUCGAGCUCAAGCUCGUCCUCUCCGCCCUGGGCAUCAUCUACCUCGGCUCGCACGCCGCCCUGCGCCGCCCCCCCUCCGCCGCCCCCCGGCGCGGCUCCGGCACCGACGCCGCCCAGAAGCAGCGCGACCGCGACCGCGACCGCGACCGCUCCUCCCUGCAGGGCCUGGAGCCGUCCGACGCCAUCGUGUUCCCCCUCAUGGCGGCCGUGGUCCUCGUCGCGCUGUACUACCUCAUCCUGUGGCUCAAGGACCCGGCCGUGCUGAACAAGAUCCUGAGGUACUACAUGUCGACCGUCUCCGUCGCCAGCGUCCUGACGCUCUACGCCCACGCCAUCGACCUGGCCGCCUCGCUCGCCUUCCCGACCUACUGGCGCGGCGGGGACGGCCUGCUCCGCCGCGCCGACCAGACCACCAGGACCGUCGCCGUGUGCGACGACGUGGGCAACGCCGCCCCCGCCGCCGGUCCCCCGCCCCCGCGCAGUAGUCCGGUGCCGGGGCCCCUCGGCGGCCUGCUGGCCGGCUCCGAGAGAGCCACCGGGGUGGCGUGGGAGCUGCGCGGCCUGCUCACGAGGCACUGGCGCCUCAGGCUCUUUGUCCACGGCGUGGGGGAGGAGACGGCCAAGGUGCGCUUCUCGCACAUGACGGCCCUGCUGCUGAGCGUGGCCACCGCCCUGGUGUACUUUUCCACCACGUCGCCCUUGCUGUCCAACGUGCUGGGGAUCGGCAUGUGCUACAGCUCGUUUCUGAUCCUGUCGCCCACGGACCUGCUGACGGGGAGUUUGGUGCUGUGGGGGCUGUUUUUCUACGACAUCUUGAUGGUGUUUUACACUCCCUACAUGAUUACCGUAGCCACCACCCUCGACGUCCCCAUCAAGCUCGCCUUCGAAGCCGGCUCCCGCAAGAGCAUCCUCGGCCUCGGCGACAUCGUGAUUCCCGGCAUGCUGAUCGCCUGGGCCCUCCGGCUCGACCUCUGGCUGCACUACGUCGGCAAGCUCAAGUACGAGCCGGCGAGCCUCCGCAUCGUCGAGCGGGACCCCUCGACCGGGCUCGUGGCGCAGCGCAGCGACACCAAGCACCGGCAGGUCAAGGCGCGCUACGUCGAGGUCAAGAACCGCUGGGGCGACGGGCUCUGGACGCGCGGCGGGCGGCUGUUCCUCCGGCGGCCGCGGCAGCUGCCGGCCGACCUGGCGGCCGCGCGGUUCCCCAAGGUCUACUUCCGCGCGUCCAUGGCCGGGUACGCGCUCGGCAUGGCGGCGACGCUGGCCAUGCUGCUGGUGUUUGAGCGCGGCCAGCCGGCCCUGCUGUACCUGGUGCCGGGCGUGCUGGGCUCGCUGGUCGCCACGGCCCUGGCGCGGGGGCAGCUGGGCGACGUGUGCCGGUACACCGAGGACGGGAGCCUGGACACCGAGGACGUGGUGGUGGACCUGGACGGCGACGGCAACGUCGUCAAGACGGUGGGGGUGUGCCGCGACGGGGUCGUCGACACGACCAAGCGCGAGGGCAAGGGCGAGGCGGACGCGGACGCGGACGCGGACGCGAAGCCCAAGGAGGAGCAGGCGGGAGAGGGAGAGGGAGAGGGAGAGGGCGAGGGCAAGGACGACGGGACGGGCAAGGCGCGCGAGACGGGCGGCGGCCACAGCGUGCUUGUGCUGUCGAUAGAAGCUCCCGCGGAGCACGACGAGGAGUACUAG
Ustilaginoidea virens is the source of this 1815-nucleotide messenger RNA. RefSeq lists its product as uncharacterized. The transcript is spliced from 2 exons. Bases 1 to 1815 code for a protein of 604 amino acids. Lineage: Eukaryota; Fungi; Ascomycota; Sordariomycetes; Hypocreales; Clavicipitaceae. The record is from RefSeq and is a predicted model, not a curated record. Gene Ontology annotation, molecular function: aspartic endopeptidase activity, intramembrane cleaving. Gene Ontology annotation, biological process: membrane protein proteolysis. Gene Ontology annotation, cellular component: lumenal side of endoplasmic reticulum membrane; cytoplasmic side of endoplasmic reticulum membrane; membrane.